This is a messenger RNA of Micropterus dolomieu (smallmouth bass), 1355 nucleotides long. RefSeq names its product T-cell surface glycoprotein CD4-like. Lineage: Eukaryota; Metazoa; Chordata; Actinopteri; Centrarchiformes; Centrarchidae. Bases 123 to 1316 code for a protein of 397 amino acids. The transcript has 11 exons. Gene Ontology annotation, cellular component: external side of plasma membrane; membrane raft. Gene Ontology annotation, molecular function: protein tyrosine kinase binding; MHC class II protein binding. Gene Ontology annotation, biological process: positive regulation of ERK1 and ERK2 cascade; T cell activation; interleukin-15-mediated signaling pathway. The record is from RefSeq and is a predicted model, not a curated record.
UGCAUCCUUGCGCUCUUGUGUUCAAUGAAGUGAAGCACAGAGAGGAUGAGGAAAGAUUUUGGCCUUCAAUAACUGCACAAAAAGACACAGCACUUGCUCACAAUUAAGAUCCAACGAUCAAAAUGAAGACCAUCAUGUGGUUUGGGUUUGUGCUGGGUGCACUCUCUGCUACAGGCACGGUGAUCGUCACAAAAUCAGGGCAGAAAGCCACGAUCACGUGUGGGGUCAACAGCUUCUCUAACAAGCUGCUGUGGUAUCAUCGUGGUAACUUCAUUGUUGAAAAAAAUUUGAAAACCUUCCCUCGCAAAGGCACAGUUGACAUUACAAAAAGGUUCAAUUGGAAGAAGGAAACGGAUCUGGAGAUCUCGGGAGUGAAGGAAGAAGAUGCUGGACAGUUUACUUGUGAGGUAGAUGGGACAUCUCACGAACACACACUUCUUGUGGUCUCAGUCUGGGCCAGCCCCUCCGGUGAUCUCCUGCUGGGCAGUGAGGCUACACUCCAGUGUCAGGUAAAAGGUCUGGACCAAGGCUCCACAGUGCAGUGGAAGAGGCCAGAUGGAAGUGCAUAUGGAGAGUCACACACAGCUCAACUCAGACCUGUGGACCGCUCAUAUGCAGGGACCUGGAAAUGUAUGUUCUCCUUUGGCGGCAAGGAGUACAAUGAGAGCUUGCACAUCAGUGUUAAAGAGCCUGCUCCUACAACAUCUGAACCAGUCACUUCGAAAGGCUCAAAGGACAUCUGGGCCAGCCCCUCCGGUGAUCUCCUGCUGGGCAGUGAGGCUACACUCCAGUGUCAGGUAAAAGGUCUGGACCAAGGCUCCACAGUGCAGUGGAAGAGGCCAGAUGGAAGUGCAUAUGGAGAGUCACACACAGCUCAACUCAGACCUGUGGACCGCUCAUAUGCAGGGACCUGGAAAUGUAUGUUCUCCUUUGGCGGCAAGGAGUACAAUGAGAGCUUGCACAUCAGUGUUAAAGAGCCUGCUCCUACAACAUCUGAACCAGUCACUUCGAAAGGCUCAAAGGACAUCCGUACCACUCCCAGUGCUGCUCAGCUGCUGGGGCUCAGCUGGUGGUUUUGGGUUGCCAUUGGAGUUGGCUCCCUGGUUGUGAUUCUCCUAAUGGUCUGUGUCAUUGUCUUGUGCAAGAGGAUCAGAAGGAGGAAGAGAAAAUUGCAGAAGAUGAAGUAUGACCGCCAGCUACUGAAGUCCAAGCAGUACUGCAAGUGUAACCGCUCAACAGCUGCAGAAAAACCGCAGCAAAGACGCCGGAAAGAGAAGCCAUCAGCCCUCCCUUUGCAACCCCAGCUAAUGGAGUGACAUGAAAGACAGAUCGAAGAAAGGAGAGAUAGACCAAAA